Molecule: messenger RNA, 2052 nt
Organism: Nerophis lumbriciformis (worm pipefish)
Lineage: Eukaryota; Metazoa; Chordata; Actinopteri; Syngnathiformes; Syngnathidae
Source: RefSeq, a predicted model, not a curated record
AUGGACAUGCACUUUCCCAGGAUUCCAAGGAAUGUCCCAGCCUCUCAGCAACCCUCCGUCACUGCUCGCCCCUCUUUGCAAGCAUGUGAGUGCGUCCGGGACCCACGCCUCGCUCUUUCUGCGUAUGGGGAUCAUUUUGCCUGAAACUUGUUUAAUACCUUAAUUUUUUGAGUUUGAAAUUUUAAACAUCUUUUCCCAAGUAUGUCCAGACGGAAGGUGAGAGGUCUGACCCGGAUGGGGCGGCAGGUGAGCGAGGACCCAGACCUGGACACGCUGUUGUCCACACUCUCCCCGGAGGAGAUGGAGGAGCUGGAGAAGGAUAUGAUGAAGGUGCCUGACAUCAACCCGGAGGACGGCCAAGUUGUCACUCAAGACGACAACAACCGCCGGGACACCAAAAUUUGCCAUAAAGAUGACGCAAUCCAGAUUGAAUCCAAGAAGGAAAGUUGGAAGCAGGAUUACCCGAAGAAGACAGGCCUAAGUCAGGAAUGCAAAGAUGACGCAGGAGUCCAAAGACGAGGAGCAAACGAGGUCAAAGAAGGUGGUAGGGAAACAGAAUCCUCUAAGGACGACCAAAGUCAGCCCCCAGUGGUCGUGAAGGAUGAAUGCAAGGAAAAAACGGCAUGUGAGGACAGCGGGAUGACAGACAGACGGGAGAACCGCGAGAGUAAAACAAAAGACAUGAUCUCUCGGCUGCAGGAGAAAAAGAAAGAAGACAUCCGUAAGGAAGACUGCAGGAGGAGGGAUGACACUAAGACCAAGGACAUCAUCUCUAGGCUCCGCGAGAAGAGUGAGAAGAGCGAGAAGGAAAGCUGUAGGGAGCGGUUGCGGAGAUCCGACAGCUUCAGGACGCAGGGAUUAGUUUCUAGAAUGCUGGAGAAGCAGCAGAGCAAAUCCCAGGAAACUCCUGAGGAGAAGAACCCCCGGGAAGAAGACAAGAAGAAGACUGCUCGCAAGAUGGAACGGCAAGCCUCCGUGAAGGAGAAUGCAACAAGAAGAGAAGAACUGCUCAACCACAGCGAUCACGUGAAGGAGAAAAAAGUAGAAGAGGAGAAAACGGACAACAGAGAAGAACUCCUCAACUGCGUGGCACCGACCGCCAAAACAAAGGCGGAAGAAGGUGCGGACGACGAAGACUCCAGUAUGUUCGACGAGCUCCUGGAGCAGGUCCGAAGCAACGACCCUUCCUUGGUGGAGCUCAAUGUCAACAACUCUGAGGUGAUCAAGACCAAGACGCUGAUGGAGCUGGCCGAAGCCCUGCACCGCAACACCCACGUCAAGAAGGUGGCGCUAGCUAACUGCCGCGCCGAUGACCACGUCGCGUACGCUGUCGCUGGCACGUUACGCCACAACGCCACCGUCACCAGCAUCAACUUAGACUCCAACCAUCUCACCGGCAAGGGCAUCCUUGCCCUCAUCCAGGCGCUUCGCUACAACUCAACCCUCACAGAGCUGCGUUUCCAGAACCAGCGGCACAUCUGCGGAGGCAAGACUGAGAUGGAGAUGAUCAAGGUGCUGAAGGAGAACACUACCCUGCUCAAACUGGGGUAUCACUUCGAGCUGGCCGGUCCUAGGAUGACCACUACGAACAUCUUGAGUCGUAACAUGGACCGCCAACGGCAAAAGCGCUUGCAGGAGCAGAAGGAGGCCAGGGCUGGGAAUGGAACCGACAAGAAGGAUGCGCUGGAGGUGCCCAAACCGGGUGGUGGAAGCUCUCCAAGAAAUUCCACAACAUGGAGCUCCCCAAUGGCGUCCCCGAAACCAUCCCCGAUGCCCUCGCCGAUACCUUCGCCCAAGUUGAGCCCCAAGAGGGGAGCAGGGGCCCCUCCGCCGGCACCGCCGCCCCCACCUGGUGGAGGGCCCCCGCCUCCUCCGCCUCUCAUGCUGGAAGUGGACUCUUUGCGGAACUCUUUGACACCGGUGUCAAGGAGGAGUGUAGACGGGAAGAGUCGAGGCGGGGCCAAGAACUCCAGGGACCAGCUGCUCGCCUCCAUCAGGGGGAGCAACAUCCAACAACUCAAGAAGGUGCCAAUACCCAAGUGGCUGCAGUGA